UCGGAUAGGAAUGAUUGCUCCGUUUGUUUCUUGGAAAAUUAAAGGAACUUGUAAGGAAGGGUCCUUAACUGUCUAUUUCCAUUGUCCCUCAAUUGGAUAUAACCAUGAAAACGCUUGGCUAAAGAGAGAGAGAGAGAGAGAGAGAGAGAAGAGAAAAAAUGAUAACAUGCUGAUAAGGAGACACAGAAGGUGUAUUUGAAUGUUCCUUACGAUGUUACGGUUUAUUUGUUAAGACCUUCUGUGACUGAAAGGCUUGCCUUUGUAUCUUGCUAUGGAUACUUUUCUUUUCACUUCUGAGUCGGUUAAUGAAGGGCAUCCUGACAAGCUAUGCGAUCAAGUCUCUGAUGCCAUUUUAGAUGCUUGUUUGGAGCAAGAUCCUGAAAGUAAGGUUGCCUGUGAAACUUGCACUAAGACAAACAUGGUAAUGGUUUUUGGAGAGGUUACUACCAGCGCAAAGGUGGAUUAUGAGAAAAUUGUUCGCGAUACUUGUAGAGGCAUCGGUUUUGUUUCAGCUGAUGUUGGCCUUGAUGCUGAUAAUUGUAAAGUUCUUGUCAAUAUUGAGCAACAGAGUCCUGAUAUUGCUCAGGGCGUCCAUGGUCACCUUACCAAGAAACCUGAAGAAAUUGGGGCUGGUGACCAAGGUCAUAUGUUUGGAUAUGCCACAGAUGAGACUCCUGAGCUUAUGCCAUUGACACAUGUACUUGCAACCAAGCUUGGAGCUAGGCUCACUGAGGUGAGGAAGAACAAAGCAUGUCCGUGGCUAAGGCCUGAUGGUAAGACUCAAGUGACUGUUGAAUACCGAAAUGAAGGCGAUGUUAUGAUUCCACUUAGGGUUCAUACUGUCCUCAUUUCGACUCAGCAUGAUGAGACUGUGACAAAUGAGCAGAUUGCCAAAGAUCUAAAGGAGCAUGUGAUUAAGCCUGUCAUUCCACCGCAAUAUCUUGAUGAAAAGACAAUCUUCCAUCUUAAUCCUUCAGGUCGCUUUGUUAUUGGCGGUCCACACGGAGAUGCAGGGCUUACCGGUAGGAAGAUAAUCGUUGACACUUAUGGUGGAUGGGGUGCCCAUGGUGGUGGUGCAUUCUCUGGAAAGGAUUCCACAAAGGUCGAUCGGAGUGGUGCAUAUAUAGCAAGGCAGGCUGCAAAGAGUGUAGUAGCUUCAGGGCUUGCUCGACGUUGCCUUGUACAAAUUUCUUAUGCCAUUGGAGUGCCAGAACCAUUAUCUGUAUUUGUGGAUACUUAUCAUACAGGAAAGAUCCCAGAAAAGGACAUAUUGACUUUAAUCAAGGACAACUUUGAUUUCAGGCCAGGCAUGAUUGCCAUCAAUCUCGAUUUGAAAAGAGGAGGCAAGUUCAGGUAUCAGAAAACUGCUGCAUAUGGACAUUUUGGUCGUGACGACCCAGAUUUCACUUGGGAGACUGUUAAGCUUCUCAAACCCGCCAAGGCAUAGAAUCAAAUAUUUGUGUUUGAUGUUCUUCCAUAUUGUUUUUUCAUUUUUUUUUUCUCUUUUUGGCUUGCUUCUUUCCCGUCCCUUUGAAACAGAGUUUUUAAUUUUUAUCUUACUUGUGGUUAUUUAGUUCAUUCAGUUGAGGGCCAUUUUGGAUAAAGCAGGCUAAGAUUUUUUUUUUUUCUUUCUUUCUUUAAAAUAAGAAUUUUGUACUUGAAGUUGAAGGUAACAGCGGCAAUAGUUCUAGUUUUUCUUGAUUAUUCUUCUA
Jatropha curcas is the source of this 1712-nucleotide messenger RNA. Its product is annotated as S-adenosylmethionine synthase 1. Gene Ontology annotation, molecular function: methionine adenosyltransferase activity; ATP binding. Gene Ontology annotation, biological process: S-adenosylmethionine biosynthetic process. NCBI's taxonomy places the organism in Eukaryota, Viridiplantae, Streptophyta, Magnoliopsida, Malpighiales, Euphorbiaceae. The record is from RefSeq and is a predicted model, not a curated record.